GAAAGAGAUGAGGUACCGAAACAAGGUAGCGCGAGCGCGAGUGAUAAAGGAGGAUGAGCCAGCCAAAGAAACAUCCGCACCGUAGUUUCACAUCGUCUCAGUCCAUGUUUAUGAGAAGUAACGUUGGAAGUAAAACGAGAAAUUCCUCAUUUCAGGCGUCGGAGCUCACGUCGGCGAUAAGCCUAUGAAUUACCACCGUUGAAGCUUAGCAGCCGUAAUCUCAGGAGAGGACAGGGACGUGAUGGUAAAACCCGGAGAGUGUACCAAGUCAGAUGUUUUGCUCUGUUUUCUUAUGUCUCCUGAAGCAACGGUGGUGAUGAUGAAGCUCCGUCUGAAGAUGCCUGUCACCACGGAGCAGAAAUUGUCCCACUCUCGGCGAUAAAUCUUUGUAAUAGUUGUCGUUUAAUGGCUCGCUGGACGUCUUCAGUCAAUUACCAGACAUGAAAAAGUGGGAUUCAUUAACGAUAGUUUGUUGAAUUCGAGAAGCGGAUGUUUAGUUAAAAAAGACACCAGCUAUCACUAGUUUGUAAGCUAACGCUAAAUGGCUAAACCCUGUUUAUUAUUAAACAGCCAGCAGCGGGAAAACGCAUUCUGCCUUUUGAUAUUUGUUUUUGUUGGUUUAAUAGGUUCGACUCGAACCUAAUUGUGUUAUAAAUCAGGCUCCCUCUGCUGUCAGUCUAACGCGGUAAUCCUGGGUGAGCGAGGUGAUUGGUUUUCAUAGAGCUAACGGUAGCCGCGACUAGCACCGGGGGUGCUGUGCUGUUGUCGGUCAUCAUGCUUGCACCGACAGGUUGUGCUCCCACGAAUCCAGUCAGCGGGAUGUACCCAAGGGCAUAACAACACACCGAGUCAUGUCGGACUGAAAACAGCUGAGUGGCUCCACUGGCCGGUUGUGAAUCAACAGCGAUCAGAGCGGCUUUAUUUAGAGAGAGAGCGGAUCGACAGCAGCUAACCGCAUACAAGGCACCACCAACGGGAUCGUUUUCGAGUCAACUUGGCAUCGGAACUCAGCAGAAAUGGGUGAGCAGCCCAUCUUUAGCACGCGUGCCCACGUCUUCCAGAUCGACCCAAGCACCAAGAAGAACUGGGUUCCCACGAGUAAGCACGCCGUCACCGUCUCCUACUUCUUCGACAGCACCAGGAAUGUUUAUCGGAUCAUCAGUCUGGAUGGGUCUAAGGCCAUUAUAAACAGCACCAUCACCCCCAACAUGACGUUCACCAAGACGUCACAGAAGUUUGGCCAGUGGGCCGACAGCCGAGCCAACACUGUCUACGGGCUCGGCUUCUCAUCCGAGAGCCACCUGGCCAAGUUUGCAGAGAAAUUCGCCGAGUUCAAGGAAGCUGCACGGUUAGCAAAAGAGAAGUCUCAGGAGAAGAUGGAGCUCACCAGCACCCCCUCUCAGGAGUCUGCUCCAGGUGAUCUGCAGUCACCUUUGACCUCUGAGAGCAUCAAUGGUACAGACGAGAACAGAGUCCCCCCAGGAACGCCUCAGCACACCAAGGCCAGAGCAGAGCCUUCCCAGAAUGCUUUGCCCCUCUCUCACAGUUCUUCCAGCAUCAGCAAGCACUGGGAGGCUGAGCUGGCGGCGCUGAAGGGGAACAACGCCAAACUGACGGCAGCUCUGCUCGAGUCCACGGCCAACGUUAAACAGUGGAAGCAGCAGCUGGCAGCCUACCAGGAAGAGGCAGAGAGGCUACACAAACGGGUGACGGAGCUGGAGUGUGUGAGCGGCCAGGCGACGGUGAUCAAAUCUCAGAAAACAGAACUCAACAGAACAAUAGAAGAGCUGGAGAUGGCUUUAAAGGCCAAAGAAGUGGAGCUGGAGAGUCUUAAACUGGAGGUGGAGAACGCCGAAGAGCUCAGGUUUCAGAAAGACACCCUCACACACAGACUAAAGGACACAGAAUCAAAGAACCAGACUCUGGAGGCGCAGCUGAGCGACCUGCAGCAGCGUCUGAAGAGCACCCAGCUGGAGAGGGAGGCCUAUCAGAAGAGCCUGCGCUCUCUCCUGGAGCUGCUGGACAGCAAGAUCUUUGAGCUGACCGAGCUGCGUGACACGCUGGCCAAGCUGAUCGAGGGAAGCUAGAGGGACCAAAGGCACCCUCGCCUCCCCAUCACCACCUCCUGCAUCAGCAGCCGGCACUCACAGGGCUGCUCGAGAGACGACGGCACUCACAUCAUCACCACUUGAGUUUACACUCGACUUCAAGCAUCAGCGGAACACGAACUUUGCUUCGUCAACACUCGGAUUGUUUACAAACAGCCAAGUGAAGCCUUCCUCCUCCCCGCUCCAGUCUGGAAAACCGUCUCUUCUCUUUUUCUUUUCAUCGUGAAAACACUAAAGACGAUCGUUACACUUUAACCCGUUUCUUUUUUUACACGGUUCAUUAAAACCACCGUAAUCAGCCAAACUAACCCCUCCCCUAUGAGACAGGUAGGUGUGUGUGUGUUUUGAGGUAAAAGAGGAGCUGCCACACGAGGACGCCAGCAUAUUUGAUCUUUUACAAUCAAUGAGCAAUACAAGGAUGGUUUCUAAACACUUUCCAGUCUCGCUCUCAGGUAUCGAAGAGCUCCCGCUAAGUGGAUCAAACCGCCGAGGCGGGAUUUAACUCAGCAAACUCUUGUUUUUUUAGGAGAAAAAACUUCCUAGUGCACUCAUUAGUGUGUGUGAGUCAGAUGUUUUGAAGUGUGACUCCUUUAAUUCUUUUUGUUUAUUUAUUACAGAAGUUAUGAAAAAAAAGUUGUUCAAAAGCAAAAUAUCUUGAUUUACGUGUUUUGACUUGAUUUUUUUUCUUAUCGUGCGGUACGCGUUUUAAGUUUUGGAAAAUGGCAAUUUUCCUGAGCGAAGUGGUCGGAUGUGCAGAGAACCGUUUUGUUUCUUUUGCCAAAUGCUGUUUUUUUUCUGUACAGAUACAAACUUUAGCUGAUGUUGCCUUUGGCACAGAGAUGCAUCCACGGUAGCUAACUGGUGGUACGUUUGUUUAUUUUUCUUUUCGUGGGAUUAACUAUUGCCAAAAAUUAGAGAACACGCUGCGAUGAGUACGUGUGAAGAGCACGAUUGAAGGGCUUGUUGCUGGUUUGGGUACACUUAAAGGAGAUUAUCACAGUAAAUUAUGAAAUUAUUGCAGAAAAAAAGGAUUUCAAUAAAAAAAAUUGUAAUUUUGAGUUUAUAAUAAAAAUAUAAGAAAUUU
Molecule: messenger RNA, 3192 nt
Organism: Nothobranchius furzeri (turquoise killifish)
Lineage: Eukaryota; Metazoa; Chordata; Actinopteri; Cyprinodontiformes; Nothobranchiidae
Product: homer scaffold protein 1
Biological process (GO): regulation of store-operated calcium entry; G protein-coupled glutamate receptor signaling pathway
Cellular component (GO): cytoplasm; postsynaptic density; dendrite
Molecular function (GO): G protein-coupled glutamate receptor binding
Source: RefSeq, a predicted model, not a curated record